Molecule: messenger RNA, 6988 nt
Organism: Cinara cedri
Lineage: Eukaryota; Metazoa; Arthropoda; Insecta; Hemiptera; Aphididae
Source: the annotation of a GenBank genome assembly
AUGAAUUGCAAUACUUCAAGAAAGAGUAAUGAUCUCCAAGCUAUAAAACUCCAUAUACAAUACCCAAGUAUGUAAGAAUAAUAUUAAUAAAUGGCUUUCUGUCUGGUUAAUUCCAGAAACAGCUAAACUUCCAUGGAACUUUAACUCUAAGAUUAAAUACUUACUGAGGCAUAAUUUAGGCUAUUUUUAUUCCAGAACUUAACUCCUCUUGAUGGCACUUGAUUUUUGGUUUUUAAUUCGAAAAUUAAUUUUUUUUUUUACUCAUGUGGGUUACCUUGAUUACAUAGACGAAAAAACUAACAGUUUUAAUUAAUAUUUAAUUUGAUUGUCUCAUGCUAGACACAUUGCAUUGGUAAAUUACUGUUUACAUGCAUACCACGUUUACCUAUUUAAAAAUUAAUAUCUCAAAUAGCUAUUAAUUAAUAUAACAUAGGAGGCACCUACUGGCUACUUAUAUAACUUAAAGAUAAAUAAUUAAUAAUAAACACCUAUUUAUUUGGUACCUACCUAAGUUUUUAAAUAAUACUUGAUAAAGUAACAAUUUAUUAUACAUACCUAGUGAUUCUUGUAUCAUAAUCCAUUAGGAUUAUUAGUGUUUUGAUCAAUUAUUUUAUAAUACCUUACUUAUUCUGAUCCAGUUUCCAUUCUAAAUAUUAUUAUAUAUUAAAUUUUAUUCAUAAACAGUGAAUUCAAUAUCAAAUCAUUAAGACAAAUAUUAUAGUUAUAAUAUUAUAAUCAUUUAAGGUGUAAGAGGUAAGGUGAAAAAAUUUGAAAACUAAAGUAAAAUGAAUAUUAAACAAAAUCACAUUUACAUUAAAUCCUAAGAGAAAAUAGCUAGAUCAUAAUGAAAAGAAACUAUUUAUAGGGUGAUUCAAUAAUGCGGGUUCCACACUAGGACGAUUAAUGUUGUUGAACAUGUUCGUUGACAAUAUUUCCCCUAAUCUCUACGGGUUUAUUAUGUGUGGGAGUAUAAUAUUCAAAUGUUCGCUCAACAGGCGGUAUUUGAACGAACAUAAUAGAAACUGUUUGACAACACCCGUGCCAUCUACAGUGUGGACGUGAUCGACAACAAAUGAGUUAUAAUUUACAAUUUAUACAUAAAAUGUAUUUAAUUUUAAAUAAAAAAGUAUUUCUAAAUAAAUAAUUAUGAUUUAAAAAAUGCAUAAGAAUUACUAAUUAUUUAUCAAGCUUAACUAACAUAGGCACUUUGAAUUAUUAUUAUUUAUUUAAAACUUAAAACUUUAGUUUUAAAUAUUGAAUAGAGAAUUAAAGAUUUAAAAACAUAUGUAUUUAAUUUAUAAUUAUUAUUUAAUAACAACUAUUGUUUUUGUUGUUAAAAUUUGCACUAAAAUACUCGUAGAUGUACUUACAUGAAAUGCGAGCGAGAAAUAUUUAUAAAGUUGUCAAUUUAUAAGGCGGAAAAUUUUUUGUGUAGAUUGAACGAACACUGUUGUCGAACAUUUCAAAGCAUAGUAGCACUAGUUCGUCGAGUUAGAAAACAUUUUAAACAAACAUGUUUAACAUGUUUAACAACAAUGUUCGUCUUAAUGUGGACCUGACUUAAACGUACUUACCCCAUUUAUUUAGUUAAAUUUUGCAUAUACCGAGUGAUUCAUUUAAGAGGGUACACUCAUUAUCUCAUUAAAUUAUUAACUAUUUCGGGAAUUUGUUUUUAAAACAUUUAAGAAACAAGCGGCUCUGGAAUUUUAUAUUUAUGUUAUUUUUUGUAACUCUUAUUUUUAAGAGUAAAAUCACUACUUAUUUUUAAUUUUCAAAUAACAACCUAUAUUAAAAAUUCCAUAAAUAGAUGGAGUAAUAAUAGUUAAAAUAAAUUUUUGUGUUCAAAUUUUUGAUUUCUUUCAAUCCGUCAACGAGAUAUUCCACUUUUAAAUUUGGGUUGCAAGAGAGUGGUGAUGAAGUAUCAUGCGCGCGACGUGUUAAUAAUGCACCCGUCUCCAUAAUCCUAAGACAGCAGCUAUUUUUAAUUUACUCUUUGAUCAUGUUUAUACAUUUUAGUCAGUCCUCCCUGAAAUAAAAUUCUGGAUAUGUGCCUGUAUACGGGCAUCAACACGUUAUUAAAAAGUCCAUAAAUAGAUGGAGUAUUAGUUAAAAACAAAAGUUAGUAUCACCAAAGGAUACUCCUUAAAUAUUGUGAAAAGUCCAAGUAUUCGAAAAUAUCGGCUUUAACUACACUUAAAAAUCCCAAAAAUCAGAAGUUGAAUAUAUAUGUAAAAUUUGGGGGCACGUAAAAAUCUGGAAAUUCGAAAUCUAGACCGUAAAAAUCUGGAGGUAGAAAUCUAGAUUGACAAACUUGGACCGUACAAAUCUACACAAAACAUAUUAUUAUGGCCUAUCCCAACCCCUUAAUCGGAUAUCUAUAAUAUGUAGUCUAGAUUAUUACCGUCCAGAUUUAUACGGUCUAAUUUUGUACUAUCCAGAUUUUUACGGAUUUCAAAAUUUUAUUUUUCAGAUUUGUACGGUCCAGAUUUCCAAUUUCUAGAUUUUUAUGGGUACCCGUUCGCAUGACUCAUAUGCACACAUAUACCUAGUUUAAGCUACAGUUCAAAAUUAUAUAAAAACGAAAUUAUUGUAUCUAGACAGAUCAGACGAUGAACUAAAAAAAGCCGAGGCUACGAUGAAAAACAAAUACCCACAUCCGAAUGACAUUAGACAAUGUCUUGGUUCCAAUCUCAGUGAAGUCGUGAUUGGCCUUAUCCCCAAAAACGUGCUUUGGUGGUUGAAAUUCAAAUCAAAUGGUGGCCUGCCACCCCCUUAUUUUGGCGUAAGCGUGGAUAAUGUGCUCCGAAAGCACAUUGUACUUUCGGAAGUGGACGUUGGCGAAGAGACAACGUUGAAUUUUAAAACAAUAACGCGUAAUAAAAAAAAAAAAAAAACAAUAAUAAUAUCAGGUCGAUUCCCAGUAAUACCUGUAUCUUAUAAAACGAAAACUCACAAGAAUUAAGGCUAACUAAUAAAUCACUUCUUCUCCUCCUCCUCCUCUUUUUCUGACACUAUGUCUUUACUUCAUGCAUAACUGGUUAGAUAGAGCCGUAGCAAGCUCUUCUGACACCUGAAACAAAUUUUAGUAAUGUACCCGAUGCCACACCUAACAAAACUUUUCUAUUUUGGAAAUAUUAAAAUGUUGUUGAAUUUUUAGAGAAACAUGUAUUUAUUUAUUUAAGGUUUUAUUUUCAGGGGCAUAUAUGGAAUAAAAAAAAAAAGAGCUGAUACUGGGAACGGGUAUGCCAUUGUUUUAGGUGGGAAGUUGGGAAGGUAGGAUAUAAACAUUAUUUAAUUAUUAAACAUUAUUCAACACUAUUUAACCUGUCGUUUUUUGAAUUUCUCAAGUGUUUUCUUAUCAAAUUUAAAAAAUGAAAAAAAAAACGGAAAAUAUAAGAAAUGUAAGUAUUAAUUAAAAUAUAUAACGGCCUUUUUUUUUUCUAUGCACAACUUUUCUACCUGCAAUUUUUAAAAAAACGAGAAAAUCGGUACAACAUUAAACAAAUAUUAUUAAAGAAAAUACAUAGAGUCUAUUCUAAUUAUUUUACUAUAAUAUGACAUAUAUAUUGUUGACAUAGCAUCAUUAUCAUCUAACCUCUACUCAGAAUCCUUUUUUUGUUAGCAAUGGUUUAUCGCAUUACUUACACUCUUACAGGUAUGCAUUAAAUUACCUAUGACAGUGGCUAUACCAAUCCCUAUUAUCCUAGGACGUCUUUUUUUCUUUUAAACCUAUUCAAUAAUAUGGUUACAUUAAACUAUUUCUAAACCUUUAACAAAAGGUCUUGUAAAAUCACUAAUAUAUUGAAUUAUUGAAUAUUGAUACUAAAUUACUAUUAUUCUAAUGCUAUUAUAGCAACCAUCUCCCCGUUAGCCUUAUCAUUAGUUUCGACUAAAGAACUAUCUAUAGUUCCUUUCAAUCGUGAAUACGUUUAUCGUACUAUUUGUAUUUGGUUAUCGAACAUAAACGUAACGUUCAAUCUUUUAGCUUCUGAGUAGAGUGAAGAAGCUUAUGGUUCUACAAAAAUAUUUUUUUUUCUAUUUACGGGCAACUUUUCUACCAGAAAUUUUGCUCCGAUUUUUAAGUGUAGCACCUUUUCUGAAUGAAAACUAGUAUAGGGAGGUCGUAUUUCGAGUUUUCAUAGAAUUUUUCCAACAAAUUAGAAAAACCGUGUAAAACCGGAGGAAAAACGAAAAAAUGUACGAAAUGUAGAUAUUAGAUGAAAACAAUUUAUUACAACUUUAUUUUCUUGUGAACAACUUUUCUAUCAGCAAUUUUGCUCCAAUUUAUAAUGAUAGCAAUUUUCUAAAAGGAAAUCUUACUGGGGAGUUACUUUAGAAAGAUUAUUUUUGAUUUUCUCACUAGUUUUCCCAAUAAAUGGUAAAUUCGGGAAAAUGGAAAAAUAGGUAUAAUAUUGAACACAUAAUUUUAAAUUAUUUUACCAUUAUAUGACAAGUAUAUUGUUGACAAAGCAACUACACUAUCAAUUGAACUCCGCUCAUAAUCGUUUUUUGUUAUCAAUGGUUAAUCGUUGCUAACAGAUGCACAUUAAAUUACCUAUAACAGUGACUGCACCCGUCCCCAUUAUCAUAGGUCAGCUUUUUUUUAAACUAGUGACUACAUUCUGUUAUUAGCUUUCUAUUGACCCUUCGUCUCUUGAUAUAUAGGUACAUUGGUAUAUGGUAUUGCGUACCAAUCAACUUAGAGGUUUUUUUUAGAAGAUUCUGAAGUUUAGACAAGUACACUUUCAUAUAAUAAUUUACACCCGUUGAAAUAACUAUAGCAUUUAUUAUCUUUAUUUACAAAUAUUUCUUCUGUCUGUGUGUGUGUCACUAAACACCUGGAUUGAUUUUUAUGACAUUUUUUGUGUGUGUUUGAAUGGGACCCUGUCUUCCUGGAUGGUUUAGAUUCACAAUUGGAUCUAAUAAAUGGCGUUGCAAGGGUGGCUGACACAGGGUUAUUGGUAUUUUUAGUAAAGCUAUCAAAUUAAUAAAAAUAUUAAACGUCUUUUGAAAUUUUUACUUUAUAUCGUGCAUAUAUCAAUUAGUAAACCUUAAUUUCAUCUAUGUGAACAUUACAUUCAUUUCACAAUUAUCUAAAUAUUCAUAAAAAUUUUGGUAUCCAUAUUUGUUUAUUUUGAACAGAUAAAUUAAUAUUCUAGCCUAAUACUUAUUUAUAAAUACAAAAUUUAAAAUUUAAAAACUUUAAAAUUUAAUGUAUAUUACUAUUUUGGACUUUUAGUAAAUUUAUAUAUUAUUGAUUUAAACUAUAAUCACGUAAUAUCGUAUUUUUUGUAUAGGAAAUAGCGUGUAGAUUAUUUUUUGAUAAUAUCAUCUUACAUAAUAUAUUCGUUUAUGUUGAUCUAAAGCACAGACCAAGAUUUAUUAUAGGACGAGAUUUGUAUAAUGGUUACGAUGUAUUAUAAAAUAAAUGUGGUGAGCGAGGUAUAUUUUUUCUCUUUCAAUAAAACAGGCUGCAUAAUCAUAAUUUAAUGCAGUUAUAAUAUUUGUGUAUGAUACUCGAAAAUUUAAAAUUUAUUCCCCCCCCCCACAUAAAAAUAUUUCAACAACAAUAGAAUUAUCUAACGCACUGAGUAACUUGCGUUAAAAUUAUACUUAAUAUUGAGUAAGUAUUUGAAUAAUUAAAUUUUAUUAUUUUUUUUUUUUUUGUUUUAAGUAAGACUUUUUUAAGUGCCACCUGAAAUUAUUUAAACCAAUAUUUUUAGUUUAAAUCAUUUGUUAAUGUUUAGUUCUCCCACUGCGAUGGCGCCUGAGGUAAAUGCCUUAAUCACCAUACUCUUGCUACGGCUUUACUACUGGUAUCUAUUGUGGCAAAUGUACCAAUAUUAUAUACCUAAUACGCCAGGUCAUGGAGAGCGUUUUAAGGGGCGAGCAAUGGCCGACCGAGAAAAUGAACUCAACGAAGAGCUUCGAUUGAAAAUAAACAAGUUAAUUGACGAAAAAAACCACAAGAUGGACGACGAAAUAUUGAAAAUUAGAACAGCAACAGACAUUGAAUAUGAAAUCGAAGCGGCUGCAAUUUUAAAUGAUUAUGAAGAUGAAUUUAUUGUAAGCAGCCGGCGGUAACUUCCUAUAAAGACUAAAGGACAAUUAGUUACAAGUGAUAAGUACUUAUAUUAUUGACUUAUUUGUCUUUCCUUCUAUUUCACGCUUGGCAGUCUGAUCUACAACUACCAUUCAUCUAUUUCAUACAUAUUACAUAUUUUAACAUGAUCUUUAUCAGGCAUAUCAUCUCAAUUUAUUCUCUCUCAUUUUUUUUGCUAUAUAUCAACUAUGCUCGCUACACCAGCUAUACCGUUCUUUCUUUUAUUUUUUACUGGUAUUAUAUUUUUAUAAAUUGUAGAAAACCAAACUUUUAAUCGAUAAUUCCAUUAUGGACGAAUGCAAGAAAAGACUCAAGGCUGAAGUGGUGAAGAUGGUGAGAAGCAUGACCAAAGACCAUAAAACACUGAUGGCCACGAAAAACAGGGAACUAAACAACGAAUUUCGGUACCGGAUGAAACUGGCACGGGCUGAAUUAUACGAAGAAUUCCUGAAAGAAAAACUAGAAUGGGAGUGUCAACGGGAUAAACGAAAGGAGGCCCUGGAAGAAGACAAUCGUAGGGCUCUAUUACAUUUACAGGCAUCCCUAGAGGCUGACUGGUCCGAAGAGCUCACGUCACUAGAGCUUUGGUAUGAAACCGAGAACCGGAACCUGCCCAUCGUGGAAGUGAUAAAGGACCACGCUCUUACAAGUCAGUUCGAAGUUGAAAAUUACACCACGCAAGUCCGUUCGCUCGACAACCGGCUAUCGGUGGUGGCUAUUGAACUAGCGGUCUACGAAAAAAGACUAACGCACGUUCUCCAAGGUUAUAUUGACCUCGUCGACAAUGGUUUGUCAAAUUAUCCCGACUUGCAGCGCAUACAAUUACACCAAUCUAAAACGUUGAUGGUAAAACUAAAACAAAUGUUGGAAUGCAAAAAGCAAUGA